AUCAGAUGAGCGUUUUCUGAGCUUCCUCACACUAGUGGUAACUGCAUUACAAGCUGCACACCCAAACAAAGCUGAAUGAAGCACAGCAGACUGACUUUCAAAGGACUUAUUAGGAAACUGAUUCCUGACACGGCCUCGGUGUUCAAUGAAUCCUUUAGGCAGCUUGACUGAACCAACAGAAAAUCAUGAAAUGACAGUUUAAUGCUGUUGUAACGAUUUGCGCUACUGUUAGUGCAAAGUGAUGAAAGCCUUACUCUGAGCACAGCAAGCCAAUGCCUGAGCUCACCACACCAUGCAGAACUACAACUGAAGAACUUCUACAAGGGCAUGUCAGAAUGAAGAUACAGUACAGAAAGGGGUAGGUGGUGUUCCAUUGGAAGUCGGUCUAAAACGACUCUCCUGCUGAAACGGGGAGCUGGUGCUUCACAGCCCCAGCAGCAGGUGCCUUUGGGAUCGUGCUGACCCUAGGGUGCCAGGGCUGACUGCCAUCUGCAGGGGCGCAGGCCUGUCACAGCACUGCUGAGUCUUGCAGGGCCCCGAGUGCAAAACGAGGCGGCUGCAGCACAGAUGGAGCUUCUUUGUAUAACUAAGCUGGUGCACGGGUUACUUGUGUGUUCCCUAAGCAGUGAAUCAGAAGCAUGAGAGGCUUCCGGGACUGACAUUACAUCAUUGGAAGCUGACCCUGGCUGCCCUCUGCACUUGCCAGCUGGGUCUGCUCUCAUCUGGAAAACGUCAAAUCACAACGCCUGUGAGACCGAGCGGUGAACCUGAGGAUCCCUCCAGGGGCUGCAGAGCAGAUGCCUGAAACAGGAUUCAUCGAAUCCUGCCUCCGCUGACGGCUACUUCCCCUUAACUACGACAAAGCACAAAACCCCGUUCCGGCAUCAGAGCAAUUCUUUCCCAAUUCAGUAUUCUCUGGUGGCUGAGCUCACUAGUAUUACUUGCUCUACUUGUUCUCACUGGGAUUUGUUCCUGAAGUAACUUCUCCUCUGCCAAUUAUGGAUAGGCAACAUCAACCCUGUUUUCAUUUUCAGAAAGGUGUGAAUUGGCUUAUCCAGAUUUUAAAUGAUUUGAUAUUUACAACUAUUCAGAGUAAACCUGUAAGCACAGAGCUACCAUUUAUUGAAUGUGGAGAUCCAGAUAAAUAUCAGAGGAUGAAGCAGAUUCCAUCUCCAAGGAUUUUGGCAACACAUCUGAAUUAUGAUUUCCUCCCGAAGUCUAUUUUCAAGAACAAAGCCAAGAUACUAGUGUUGUUUCGAAACCCUAAAGAUACAGCUGUUUCAUUUUUUCAUUUCCACAAGAAUGUGCCAAGUGUCCCCAGUUACAGCUCCUGGGAUGAGUUCUUCUCAGAGUUCAUGAAUGGGAAAGUUGGCUGGGGAUCUUAUUUUGACCAUGCAGUCACCUGGAACAAACACAUUGACGAUGAGAACACUAUGAUUGUAAUGUAUGAAGACCUGAAAGAGAAUCUGGCUUCUGGUGUAAAGCAAAUAGCAGAAUUCUUUGGAUUCUCCCCAGCAACAGAGCAGAUCCAGUCCAUUGCAGACAGGGCUACUUUCCAGGCAGUGAAGAACAAGGCUCAGGAGACUCAUGGUGCUGUUGGCACAGUUCUUUUCCGCAAAGGUGUUGUUGGGGACUGGAAAAAUCUUUUCACUGAAGCUCAGAAUCAGGAAAUGGAUGCCAAAUUCAAAGUAUGCUUAGAAGGAACCAAGCUGGGAGCAAAGCUAAAAUAUGAUGUGUACUGCAAGGCCUGAGCUUCUGUUAAGGAGAAGUCUAACAUCUAGGCUGCAUUUUGUUCACUUUCAUGUAAUCAAAGAGAAAAUAGAACAAUAUCUGAUCUGAAAUUUUAAAAAAUCCGUGUAUUUUGCAAACAUGUUUGUGCUGUCUUGCACAAGCAAUCCUCAUUCUUACAGUUUAUAGUGUCAUUGACUUGACUGAUUUCUCUUGUUUUUUAAAACUGAUUUUUAGCCAUGAUUUUGUGUGAAAUUUAUAUGCAGUAGUUGAACCUGCUGAAAUCACUGGAAAUGUGUUCGGUAAGUUGGAAGUGACCUUCCAUGAGAUUUUUUAAGCCAAUCAUUAGGUGUCUUCUUGAUUUUCAGAUUUGGAAAUGUGUAGUAUUUCGGUUUAAAGAGAAAUUUCAGAAUGUUUUUUUUUUGUUGUUGUUGUUAUCACUUUCUCUGUAAGGUAGAAAGUUUCCACCUCUUUUGGCAUGAAUAUUUUUCAUUGCUUUGGAAUAAAAAACGAUGAAUGUUAGUGGAAGUUCUAACUCUGAGCAAUUGAAGGAAUUGUCCGGGGCAGAAGUUGCUCGUGGAGGUUGGAGUGAGGAUUGAAGAACAAAGUAAGCCAAACACUAAACCAAACCAAAUCAGAAUGAAUUGUUUUAAUACCAAACAAGUGAAGUUGAUGAAGCUUUUCGAACUAAUCCCAAGAUCCGUACAAGUGGAAAAUACAGCUGUGUUCCUUAUGUAUUUGCUUCAGCUGUAAUAGGCCCUACUGGAACAGUAGGUUAAUGUCAUUGCUAAGAAAUAUAUAAAAGGAAAUUCAAAAGAUUCUGAUUGAAGAUGAUGUUGAAAAAGGAAUACCAAUCUCUAGUAAAGCAGGUUGCAUGAAUUGCUUGACCAAUAACAGCCAGUCUACCUGCUUAAACUGCCAUCUUUUUCCAUUUAAGAUUUUUCUGAAGUAUUCCAGGACAGUUAAAGAGAAAAUUCUGUAUCAAGAUGCUAAAUAGACUACUUUUAUGUUUUUACACCUUUAGAUCAGCAAGAUUAUUUAAGCUAAGGUUGCUUAGCCAUAUGAAGUAAUAUUUUAUAGAUGACAUUCUUACAUUAAUAAUCUGCAGCCACUUCUCAGCACAUUCAGUCAGUGAUUACCAGCCAAGAAUGAGCAUUAAAGCAUACUGAAUAUAAGACUGUUGAGUGUGAGGGGCAGCUGAUUUGUUUGCAGCUGUGUGUUUUAGUUUCUGUUCUGUUAAAAAUGAAAGCACAUCUGAAAUCUAAAUGUCAUAUCACUAGAGAAAGAGAGAAUUUUUACCUUCCUCAAACACAUUCAGAAUGGAAAAGCACUGUGAAAUGUUUUCAGACGGUGGCAUUGAAGGUCAAACCCAAUAGCCCAUAGUGUUCACAGCUUUGACAGCAGCUAAACAACAACAAAAAAAAAACACCACAUCCCAACAGAAAAAUUAAACUCCUCAUUGUGGAAAAUCACCACUCAUGUAUUUUAUUCUUUCAGCCAUAUGCAUAGACAACAGUUUUGGUUCUACAUUUUCCAUUUAUAUUUUGUAUUAUAUAUAUGUGUUCCCCUUUAUACUUGUUCUUAUGGAACUUGUAGUAAAACUUUAAGUGGUAUUUUAACACAUUAAAGAAUAUAUUGGAUCAUUUGCCUUUCAAAGAAGAAAAUUUUCACUCCCUGA
Centrocercus urophasianus (Greater sage-grouse) is the source of this 3406-nucleotide messenger RNA. It is a transcript of the gene SULT6B1, whose product is annotated as sulfotransferase family 6B member 1. Gene Ontology annotation, molecular function: sulfotransferase activity. Gene Ontology annotation, biological process: sulfation. Gene Ontology annotation, cellular component: cytoplasm. Bases 999 to 1751 code for a protein of 250 amino acids. The record is from RefSeq and is a predicted model, not a curated record. The transcript has 8 exons. NCBI's taxonomy places the organism in Eukaryota, Metazoa, Chordata, Aves, Galliformes, Phasianidae.